AUGGACAAGGAGUUGAAAGAGGAGUUCGCACAGAAGCGUACUGGAGUGCCGGAUCAUCAUUUGGCCGUGAAAUCAUUUCAAUCUGAGGGGAAAACGGAGACAUGCGUCGGGAAGUCGAGACGCUGCAAAGAUAUUGAGAGGAAGGCGGGGAGAGUGUGGGCAAACCCGAACCAGGGUGGGCAAACCCGAACCAGGGUGGGCAAACCCGAACCAGGGUGGGCAAACCCGAACCUAGGUGUGCUGGGCCCAAACCCGAACCAGGGUUGGGCAAACCCGAACCCAGCGGGUGGGCAAACCCUGAACCAGGGCGUGGGCAAACCCGAACAGCGGGUUGGGGCCAACUUUGAACAGGGCGUGGGGCAAACCCGAACCAGGGUGGGCAAACCCCGACUUAGGGUGGGCAAAAACCCGAAACCAGGGUGGGCAAAGACGACACCAGGGUGGGCAAUACUCCGAACCAGGGUGGGCCCGAACCAGUGGUGGGCAAAGCGAACCCGGAACCAGGUGUGGGCUAAACCCGAAACCAGGGUGGGCAAAGACGAACCAGGGUGGGCGAACCAGGGUGGGGGCAAAAACCCGAACCAGGUGUGGGCAAACCCGAACCAGGGUGGGCAAAGUGGGCAAACCCGAACCAGGGUUGCGUGCAAACCCGAACCAGUGUGGUGGGCAAAACCCGAACCCAGGGGUGGGGCCCAAAACCCGAACCAGGGUGGGCAAAACCCGAACCAGGGUGGGCGCAAACCCGAACCAGGGUGGGGCCAAACCCGAACCAGGGUGGGCACCCGAAAACCAGGGUGGGCAAAGACUGAACUUAGGGUGGGGCAACCCGAACUCAGUGGUGGGCAAACCCGAAACCAGGGUCGGGCAAAACUCCGAUACCAGGGUGGGCAAGACGAACUAGGGUUUGUCGGCAAACCCGAACCAGUGUGGGCAAACCCGAACCAGGGUGGGCAAAACGAACCAGGGGUGGGCAUAAACCCGAACCAGGGUGGGCCAAACCCACCGGGUGGGCAAACGAACCAGGGUGGGGCAAACCCGAACCGGUGGUGGGCAAACCCGAACCAGGGUGGGCAAAGAAUCAGUUGGGCAAACCCGAACCAGGGUGGGGCAAAACCCGAACCAGGGUGGGCAAACCGAACCAGCGGUGGGCAAACCAGACGAAACCAGGGUGUGGCCAAAGAACCAUGGUGGGCAAACCCGAACCAGCAAACCCGAACCAGGGGUGGGCCAACACCCCGAACCACAAAGGCCGCCGGGCAAGGGUUAGGCAAGGACAGGCAGGAGCGAGGACAAGGACGACGCAGCGUAAGCGCCCGACACAAAGGAGGUGGGCGUAGGGAGGGAGACGGGAAGCAAGGGGAAGAUGGCCCGAUAAGGACCCAAUGGACGGGAGGAACGUUACCUCUCGGGACGCCGGUCUUGCCAUACGGAAUGAGACAGGGUGUUCGACUGGAUGACACUGCACACUUCCGUAUACAGAAAUUUUCUUCUAUAUUCGUAUACGGAGACUGUGGAACGCUAUUUCAGUCUACAUUUCAGUAG
Penaeus vannamei (Pacific white shrimp) is the source of this 1542-nucleotide messenger RNA. The record is from RefSeq and is a predicted model, not a curated record. NCBI's taxonomy places the organism in Eukaryota, Metazoa, Arthropoda, Malacostraca, Decapoda, Penaeidae.